AUGGAGUGGGAUAGUGACUCGGAGUCUGAUCUGAGUGGUGUGGAGGAGGAGGAGGCAGGUGAAGGGUUGGGUUUUUGGUUGAGGAAGAGCGGUCCAGGUGAACUACCGUUUCCCGUGGACACACUUCUGCAGCCGGCUCCUUGCGGGUUUACUGUCACGGAUGCUUUGGAGCCUGACAAUCCCAUUAUUUAUGUAAAUUCCGUGUUCGAGAUGGUUACUGGAUACCGCGCAGAGGAAGUUCUUGGUCGCAACUGUCGUUUCCUGCAAUGCAGAGGUCCAUUUGCUAAGCGAAGACAUCCACUGGUGGACUCCACAGUAGUAGCUGAAAUAAGAAGAUGCCUUGAGGAAGGGAUCGAGUUUCAAGGCGAAUUGUUAAAUUUUAGAAAAGAUGGAUCCCCAUUGAUGAAUAGAUUGCGUAUGACCCCAAUUUAUGGGGAUGAUGAUACAAUAACACAUCUCAUUGGUGUACAGUUCUUUACAGAAGCGAAUCUUGAUCUGGGGCCACUUCCGGGAACUUCAGCAAAGGAAUUUGCAAAAGCUUCUGAGAAAUUAAGAUUUAAUUCUUCUCCUCGUCAAGUAGCGUUAGAUGGGAACCGUAACACUAGUCUUGGGGUUUGUGCAUUACUGCAGUUAAGUGAUGAAGUCCUUGUUCUGAAGAUUCUUUCACGUUUGACUCCAAGAGAUAUAGCAUCUAUUAGUUCUGUCAGUUGGCAGCUUUAUGAGCUUACAAAGAAUGAAGAUCUGUGGCGAAUGGUCUGCCAGAAUGCAUGGGGUAGUGAAACGACUCGAGUACUAGAGACAGUGCCUGGUGCUAAACGAUUAGGAUGGGGUAGAUUGGCAAGAGAACUUACCACUCUUGAAGCAGCAGCAUGGAGCAAGCUAACUGUUGGAGGUUCCGUUGAACCUUCUCGCUGCAACUUCAGUGCAUGUGCUGUCGGGAAUCGUGUGGUUCUGUUUGGUGGGGAGGGCGUCAACAUGCAACCUAUGAAUGAUACCUUUGUGCUGGAUCUGAAUUCCAGCAAUCCUGAGUGGCAACAUGUCAUAGUAGGCUCCCCACCUCCUGGGCGUUGGGGUCAUACACUUUCUUGUGUCAAUGGAUCUCAUCUUGUUUUGUUUGGAGGCUGUGGGAGGCAAGGCUUACUCAAUGAUGUUUUCGUGUUGGAUUUGGAUGCCAAACACCCUACGUGGCGGGAAAUCUCCAGUUUGGCCCCUCCACUUCCUAGAUCUUGGCAUAGCUCCUGCACCCUUGAUGGCACGAAGCUGAUAGUCUCUGGCGGUUGUGCAGAUUCCGGGGUGCUUCUGAGUGACACUUUCCUGCUCGAUCUUUCAAUGGAGAAACCGGUGUGGCGAGAGAUACCGGUAGCAUGGACUCCACCAUCUCGUUUGGGCCACACGCUGUCGGUUUAUGGUGGUAGAAAAAUUUUGAUGUUUGGUGGUCUUGCCAAAAGUGGUCCUCUGCGGUUUCGGUCCAGCGACGUGUUCACUAUGGAUCUGAGUGAGGACGAGCCAUGUUGGAGAUGUGUAACUGGAAAUGGGAUGCCUGGUGCUGGAAAUCCAGGAGGAAUAGCUCCACCCCCUCGACUUGAUCAUGUGGCUGUGAGCCUCCCUGGUGGUAGAAUCCUCAUAUUCGGUGGCUCUGUGGCUGGUCUUCAUUCCGCAUCCCAGCUUUAUAUACUCGAUCCAACUGAAGAAAAGCCAACAUGGAGAAUACUAAACGUACCAGGACGGCCCCCAAGAUUUGCUUGGGGACACAGCACAUGCGUCGUUGGAGGCACGAGGGCUAUAGUUCUUGGAGGUCAAACUGGGGAAGAGUGGAUGCUGAGUGAACUUCAUGAACUAUCAUUAGCAAGCUGUCAUCUAAUCUAG
Messenger RNA from Fraxinus pennsylvanica, 1866 nucleotides. The record is from the annotation of a GenBank genome assembly. Lineage: Eukaryota; Viridiplantae; Streptophyta; Magnoliopsida; Lamiales; Oleaceae.